AUGGCCUGUUCCGACAUCCCAGGCAAUGGGGAGGGUUCCUCAUCCCAACAGGGUUAUCAUUCCACGCCCAUCUCUACGGCCGACGUGCGUACCGGGUCUCCUGGUCUAGACGCUUUGAGACAAGCUUCCAUAGCACGCCUUGCCUCACCAGUCCCUUCUCUAUCCACCUCCUUCUCGUCCCGACAAGUGCCAGUGCCGAUCAGUGCGGCACCCAACACCGAGCAUGAUUACCGGAAAGUCGACAACCCGUCCUCGCUACCGGGCCCUGGGCAGUCCAUGAUCGCUUCUGGCCUUCAAGAAAGCCUUGGAUGCUCACCUCCAAGGCUUGGGACACCACCCAGGCGCACCGCGUCCCCUUUCUUGCAACAACCCCAGCCAAUCAAAUCCAAUUAUGGUUCAUUCGACAACAAGCCAACCUCAGAGUACUCGGCAGGACCGUACGAAGACCCCGAAGUUAUUCGAAGGCACCUGGUGAACCCGCAAAACGUCAUUGAGAACCGCGAUAUUCACUCUUCUGGCGACGUUACGAGCAACGCCGACGAUGAAUUCUCUAGUUUACAGCUGCAAGGAGGUGACAUUACGAGACAGGUCUACAGGUGGGCGGAGGAUGCAGAAUCGAGCAACUCUGCGAAACGACCCCACCGAAGCAAGAGUUUUAGCCUCAAUCGGCCCACACCAGAAGAUGAGACGACGAACAUCAAUAGCAUCCGAGUACCAGGAGGAUUUCGACGUGACUAUAUACGAAGGGCAGCAGGGCCUCUUCCUGGAGAAGGGGAUAACUCGGAGCUGCAAACGGCCGCCUUCCAACCUCAGCUUCCAACCAGUAGUUUCCUAGAGUUCCUAACCCUUUACGGCCAUUUCGCAGGCGAAGAGCUGGAGGAAGAUGAUGAGGUCUUAGGACCUGAUGAGUACUUUUCCUCCGGGACGUGGGAUGAGGAAGUCUGGGAACCCGGAGAAGAGUCCGCCCUUCUUCGUCCGGAGGCUCAUGGUAGGAGGAAGCGGAAACCGCGUGGAGGAACCGGUACCAACACGAGGACGGGAGCGGCUCUACUUUUACUGAAAUCUUUCGUCGGUACAGGGGUCUUAUUCUUGCCUAGGGCUUUUCUCAAUGGCGGCAUGCUCUUCAGCAGUAUCGUAUUGCUUGGGGUAUCUUUGCUUAGCUUUUAUGCCUUCAUCUUGCUGGUAAACACGCGGCUGAAAGUGGACGGGUCAUUUGGUGACAUUGGUGGCGCUUUGUAUGGAAAGAACAUGCGACGUAUUAUCCUUGGCUCGAUCGUGCUGAGCCAGCUUGGAUUUGUGUCUGCAUACAUUGUGUUUACAGCGGAGAACCUGCAGGCAUUUGUUCUUGCCGUUAGCAACUGCAAGUCUUUCAUUGACAUCAAAUUCAUGGUGCUGAUGCAGUUGGUCAUUUUUCUGCCUCUUUCGCUGAUUCGUGAUAUCAGCAAGCUGGGUUUUACUGCGUUGAUUGCGGAUGUGUUUAUUCUGAUGGGAUUGAUAUAUCUUUACUACUACGACAUCUUGACUAUCACUGCGCAGAACGGCGUUUCCGACAUCGUCUCCUUCAACCCUUCCACAUGGACGCUCUUCAUAGGCACCGCUAUCUUUACCUAUGAGGGAAUCGGGCUCAUCAUCCCUAUCCAAGAGUCCAUGAAGCGGCCGCGGCAAUUUCCGGGUGUCCUCGCUGGAGUCAUGGUCAUCAUUACAAUCAUUUUUCUUUCUGCAGGUGCUCUCAGUUACGCAGCAUAUGGAUCUGCAACGAAGACGGUGGUCAUUCUCAACCUUCCUCAGGACGACAAGUUCGUCAACGCCGUGCAAUUCCUCUAUUCUCUGGCGAUUCUGCUGAGUACACCACUGCAGCUCUUCCCUGCCAUUCGGAUCAUGGAAAAUGAGCUGUUCACGCGCAGCGGCAAGUAUAACCCCAAGAUUAAAUGGGAGAAGAAUUGCUUUCGCUUUCUCCUUGUUAUGGUCUGCGCAUUUGUAGCUUGGGGCGGGGCAGAUGAUCUUGACAAAUUUGUGUCACUCGUGGGCAGCUUUGCCUGUGUCCCUUUGAUUUACGUGUAUCCGCCUCUAUUGCACCUAAAGGCCUGUGCUCAGUCAAGACGUCAGCAGAUCGCUGACAUCGUUCUUUCCUGCUUUGGAGUGGUUUCUUGUAUCUAUACGACCGCGUUGACGAUGUCCAACUGGGUGGGAGGAGGAGACGAUAAGGCCCCUGGAUACUGCGACUCGCGCUCGGUAUAG
Messenger RNA from Aspergillus tanneri, 2238 nucleotides. It is a transcript of the gene AVT3, whose product is annotated as putative amino acid transporter. The transcript has 2 exons. Bases 1 to 2238 code for a protein of 745 amino acids. The record is from RefSeq and is a predicted model, not a curated record. Gene Ontology annotation, biological process: amino acid transmembrane transport. NCBI's taxonomy places the organism in Eukaryota, Fungi, Ascomycota, Eurotiomycetes, Eurotiales, Aspergillaceae. Gene Ontology annotation, molecular function: amino acid transmembrane transporter activity.